Molecule: messenger RNA, 378 nt
Organism: Hansenula anomala
Lineage: Eukaryota; Fungi; Ascomycota; Saccharomycetes; Phaffomycetales; Wickerhamomycetaceae
Exons: 3
Coding region: 1-378 (125 amino acids)
Cellular component (GO): endomembrane system; membrane
Source: RefSeq, a predicted model, not a curated record
AUGUCCACUACUUCCACAAGCAAGUUUGCACCAAAGACGCCUGUUCAGCUGGAUCCACCCAAAUAUGACCCAAUAACGAAAAAAGAAUUGGCUGAAUACGAUGGAGUACAAAAACCUCAGAGAUACAUUGGUGUGAAAGGGGUAGUGUUUGAUGUUACAAAAAACAUACAAGCUUAUGGCCCAGAUUCCAAGUAUGGUGUAUUUGUAGGGAGAGAUGCAAGUAGAGCACUUGGGAAAUCGAGCUUGAAAGAAGAAGAUGUUGAUUUGAAAAUAAGUGAUGAUAUAUCUGAUUUCACAGAGAAACAAUUGAAAGUGCUAGAUGAUUGGUUUAGCUUUUUCAGUCAAAGAUACAACAUAGUUGGGAAAAUUGUCCAGUAA